Messenger RNA from Nomia melanderi (Alkali bee), 2091 nucleotides. NCBI's taxonomy places the organism in Eukaryota, Metazoa, Arthropoda, Insecta, Hymenoptera, Halictidae. The record is from RefSeq and is a predicted model, not a curated record.
CUGAAAAAAACGACGCGCGCUAAGGUGUACAGCCAUUGAAACGGAAACCGUAAUUAAAACAAAGAUAUAGAUGUGCGCCAGAUUAGAGCGUAUCGGGUUAAUUAAAACUUAAUCGCUGUAGUUAUCACAAAAUAUUGUUUUAUUUGCUAAUAACUCCGGCAUUGUAUUUCACAACAAUCGAAAGGCAACAUGUCCGAGGGCUCGAUGAAGGCAAAGGUCGCGGACCCUCUGUUGGUGGCACUGGACAGACUCGGAUGUGGGUCCAAUUUUCUAUGGAUAAUAUUCAUUUUCACGCUCACUCCGACGAUAUUUAACGGAAUGCAUUCGAUGUCGUACAUUUUCAUUGCCGAGGUUCCCACUCACUGGUGUAAGGUUCCGAGUCUAAUCGCCGCAAAUUGGACAGAUGAGAGAAUAAGGAACAUUUCUUCAGCCACUUCGUGCACUAUGUACAAUUACGAUUAUGAACAUUUUGCACAGAUUGGAUUCGAGAAAGCUUUAGAAUACAAGAACAAUAAUUCUUUACCAGAAGAGAUAGCUUGCGCAGAGAGGAGCUUCGCGCACGACCUUGAUGGCACUUCAUUUGUCGAAGAUUGGGACUUAGUGUGCGAUAAAACAGCAGCUCGCUCGAGCACUCACAUGGCCCUGUCGCUCGGUAAAUUGUUGGGCAGCGCAUUCUUCGGAGUUUUUGCUGAUAAAUAUGGACGUAAAGUCAGUUACGUGAUUGGUAUAAUAUUGUUGAUAACGUCCGGCCCAGCCGGCGCUAUUGUCCCAUGGUAUUGGGGUUUCAUGAUCUCACGGCUUUUUAAUGGAGCAAGCCACGCUGCGAUCCAGUAUUCGGCAUUUACGACACUUACAGAAGUUGCGAACGAGAAACAUAGACAGUGGAUGGGAAUCGCUUAUAACAUAGGUUAUGCCAGUGGAAUUGUCAUUAUACCGGGCGUUGCUUAUUUCCUGCACGAAUGGAGACACGUGCAAUGGGCGAUUUCCUUACCAGCCUUAUUACUUCUAAUACCCUUAUGGAUCAUGCCAGAAUCGCCAAGAUGGCUGAUAGCACACAAUCGUCGAAGCGAGGCGAAAUAUUUGAUCGAGAAAGCGUGCAAGAGGUCAUCCUCCUCAUUGGCAAAAACAGAAUCAUCUUUAUCCAUGCAUGAACAAGAUUUCAAAGAUUCGAACGACUCGAUUGCAAGUAACCAGGACUCUAAUAAGGGACGAUUAAGGAAAGACAUCAAAGGCUUGCACGUUCUGGUUAGUAACAGUGAGUUGCGCAACAGACUCAUGAUCACGAAUUUCAACUGGAUGACUGCCUCACUCUCUUAUUACGCACUAGCAUUAAAUGUGAAUAAUUUUUCUGCGGAUCGGUAUAUUUACGUCCUGAUUAUGGGAUUGACUGAAAUACCAGCUUAUUUAAUACCGACGCCAAUAUUAAUGGUUAUUGGACGACGACAAGGAAGCGGUUCUUUGUAUAUCAUAGCAGCAAUAUGCUUAUUAAGUAUUUUGACAAUACCUACGUCGAAUACGGGCACGAUCAUGAUCAUAGCCCUCAUUGGAAGGUUCAGCGCAUCAGCUGCUUAUGGGAUCGUCAUUUUGUACAGCUCGGAGCUGUUCCCUACGGUGUGCAGAAAUUCCGCGGUCGGGACAAAUUCAGCGAUGUCGCACGUCGGGAGUAUAGCUGCGCCUUAUGCAGCCGAUUUGUUGGGCGCUGUUGUGUGGUGGGGGCCAACCACUUUGUGCGGCGUUUUCGCCCUAAUGGCCGGCCUUCUGUGUCUGAUACUGCCGGAAACUCGUGGUAGACCUAUGGCGAACACGGUCGACGAAGAAAUUAGGAAUGACCGAGAAAACGUCUCCUUACGUAACUGCUAUAAAUGUUCGUGAUGUGUUCACCAUAUUUUAUUACUAUACUCUAAAAUUAUUUGUUACAAAACGUAGCAUUUAUAGUAUUCACGUCAAUGCAUCAACGUUCGUGCCAUUUUUGUAAGAACAUUUGAUAAGACACUAUGAUGUUUUGUACGUGGAAUUUUCAACUGAUUUUUGUAUACACGGUUAUCAUUUACAUGUGAAAUAUUUUAAGAAAUAAAAUUAAUCUUCCAAUUU